AUGGCUUCCUCGGACGCAAAGACGUCCGGCGACGAAAAGGCCGUCUCCAUCAGUUCACCCACGCCCGAGAUAGAGCCUCCCACGUCGGGAAAUCUGCACGUUGUAGCUCGCAGUGAUGAGCAGCCACAGUUCAACGAUUCCCAGGACCGCAUCGUCGGUUUUGAUGCAUCCCUUAUGGGGGCACGAGCGACGCUGAGCAGCGACGAAGAAAAGAAGCUCCUUCGGCGUAUGGAUUGGCAUCUCAUUCCGCUCCUAUCUGUGAUGUAUAUGGUCAAGACUAUUGACUUUACCAAUGUUUCGAACGCACGUGUCAUGGACCGAGGAACACCUCACAACAUUUUGAACGAACUCAACAUGAGCUCGGAUGCCUUCAACUUUGUCACGACCGCCUACUAUGUCCCGUACAUUCUUGCCGAAACCCCGUCCAAUCUCUUGAUCAAGUACUAUAAACCUUCAGUCUGGCAAGCGCGAAUCAUGAUAUCCUGGGGCAUAAUUCUGCUUUGCCAUGCCGCCGUCACCAAUGCUGGCGGUCUGUAUGCCGUCCGGGCUUUACUUGGUCUCUUUGAGGCAGGCCUCUGGCCUGGAACCCUCCUACAGCUCUGCUAUUGGUACCGGCCAGAUGAACUGGCCCCGAGAAUUGUCUGGGUUACGAUCCUCGGGAACUUUAGUUCCGUGAUCAGCGGGGUCCUCGCGUUUGCUUUUAACGGCGUCACCACCGGAGGGGUCUCUGGCUGGAAAUGGCUUAUCAUUACUGAGGGCAUUUUUACCGUCUUUCUUGGGGCGUUUGUCUUCUUCUUCUUGCCUGACUUCCCGGACGAUGCUAAAUGGAUGAUGGACAGAGAGAAGGCCUUUGUUCAAGCCCGGCUCCCCAUCAACUCGCCACGAAACGCAGAGAUGGACUUCAACUGGCGAGAAUUCAUCGACACCUUGAAAGACAAGAAGCUGUGGCUGUUUCUCCUGUGCUGGGCAUUCUACACCAUCGGAGUCACAGGGCUUCUCUUUUACCAGCCCACCGUCAUUGCUAACCUUGGGUUCACGACACUCGCUCAGUCUCAACUCCUCAACAUCCCGCCCGCGAUUUUUGCUUGCCUGUUGACAGUUGUCUUUGGGGUCUUUGCAGACACGGGUCGCAUUCCGCAACCGUCGAUUCCGCUGUUUUUCAUGGUGGUCAUCCUGGCUUGCUACGUCGUCGAGUACACCUACCCAAGCACGGGCGGUGUGUAUGCGGCUACGGUGAUUGCGAGCGGUUUUGCUACAGCAUGGUCGACAAUGAUGUGGCCUUGGCGCGUUCAAUCGACCGAGGGCGCAACUGGGUCGGCAUUCGCAAUCGCCUUUGCCAACAGCUACGGCCAGAUCGGAGGCGCGGUCGGCGCGCAGCUCUUCAACUCGAAAUACGCCCCCCGAUACGCGACUUCAUUCGGCAUUGCCAUGGGCUUCAUUGGGAUGGCCAUCGUGAUGAACCUCAUUACGUGGUACGUCACGCGGCAGGUCGACAUUGACACGCGAAAGAUCAAGCGAGCCAGGAUCGCGGCUCUGAAGAACAACCAAGCUAUUUUGGACGACGUUGAUAUCCAUGCCGGCGAGAAGGGCGGCCGCCAGGCUGACGCCCGUUGA
This is a messenger RNA of Lasiosphaeria miniovina, 1614 nucleotides long. Its product is annotated as major facilitator superfamily domain-containing protein. Bases 1 to 1614 code for a protein of 537 amino acids. Gene Ontology annotation, molecular function: transmembrane transporter activity. The transcript is spliced from 8 exons. Gene Ontology annotation, cellular component: membrane. Lineage: Eukaryota; Fungi; Ascomycota; Sordariomycetes; Sordariales; Lasiosphaeriaceae. The record is from RefSeq and is a predicted model, not a curated record. Gene Ontology annotation, biological process: transmembrane transport.